AUGCCUUGUGAUCCCAAGACAAGUACAAUCAGCCCACAUUUGGCAGAACUGGAGCAGUUUAAUACAGUUAAUGUUCCAGAAAGUAGUGCCAACAUCAACAUUCCAUCACAAAAUAGUCACCACCAACAGCAGCAACAGCAACAACAGCAACAACAGCAACAACAGCAACAACAGCAACAACAGCAACAACAGCAACAACAGCUACAACAGCUACAACAUCACAAUCAUCAUCAGCAAACUUCUCUGCAUCCACAGCAUACUCAUAAUGGUGCUCUAGGUUACAGCAGUCUGCCGUCAGAAGGUCCAAAACCUUCUUUCAAUUACGACCUCGAGAUAUUCAAUUUAUGCAAACAAUAUCUAAAUAACAAGAACCAUCAUGGUCUAGCCUUGAUUGCUAGACAGAAAGGUAUCCCACCAUUUCUACGCUUCAAAGCAUGGCCAGUAUUACUCAAAUACCAUCCAUUUGUCCUUGACCCAUUUAUUCAACCAGAUAACGAAGUCAUAAAUGAAGGUAACGAACUGGACUCCUCGUCGUCGACUUCUUCUUCUUCUUCUUCAUCUUCUUACUCAUCUUUUUCGAAAGAUAGUGGUUCAAGGAAUAGCUCCUCAAACGGUACACAGCGUCUGCACGAACAAGCCAGUUAUAAUGCGCGAUCCGAUACUGAAAAUAGGAUCAAGAAGGACAUUUCAAGGUAUGUGCAAAGAAUAUUUGGCUCGCUGUCGACUGAAUUGCCAUCUUUAGACCGGGAAAUUCUCGAUGUUAUUGAAAAUGCAGUAAAGAAGUUUACAUUAAAGUGGGGCAAAAUUAUCAAAUACGACCUUUCUUUGCUAUGGAUGGCGCUUAACUUGGCAGAGUGGAUCCCACCGCUUCCAAAGACGCCAUGGGUAUUGGUGGGAAGAGACCAAAACUCCCACCCAAAACUUACACAUAAUGUUUUGGACGACUACACGCAUUACAUAGACAAUAUCCCAGGUUUGGGAAACUACCUUGAGGAAUUGAUUUACAACGACGAGCACAUUUCGUCAUUGGCUUUCCACGAGGUUUAUGAAAGACUUGUUUUGGUGUUGCUCCAUUGUCCUGAACCUGAUUCGAGGAAACAAACCAGUCAAAAUGGUUCAACGGGAGGUAAAGGAGACGUGGCUAGCAAUGAUCACCACAACCAUCAUAACCACCAUCAUUAUCAUCAUCAUCAUCAACAAGAUCAACUCAACAAGACGAGACUCCCAGUGACUGGUGGCACCAUUGAAGAAAGAGUGUCAUUCUUCAUCUUUUGUUUGCGAAAGUUGCUUCCUGAACUUUCUCAGUAUUUCCAUGAAGAGCAAAUUUUGAGCAAAUUUGGAUGUCUGGAUGAUGAGUGGUUGAUAUGGUGGCUCAAAUUCUGUGGCACUAAGGCGUGGUCUAAAUUUGAUAGAGGCCGGAUCUGGGAUUUCAUGUUAGGGUGGAGAUUAAAAAAUCCGAAAAAGAAUUUCAACUACUAUUAUGAAAAGCUCAAUUACGUCAAUAGAGACACGUUGGAGAAACUUGGACCAGACAUUUUCUGGACACUCAACUCUGAGAAAACUGAGAGACCCAAGAUGAAUCCAAGAAAUAAUUCCUUUAGGGAUUUGGUGCAUGAGUUGAACUGCAAUUUCCAUAUAUCAAGAGCCGAUUUCAAUCAGCAACUACAAUCAGACAGCUCUAAAUCAAAGAUUGUUAGUCCCGCCUCUGAUGCCCCUGCCUUAACUAUCCCAUUCUCCACCAUUGAUCCGCAUGUUGCACUCAUUUUCAUCUCGAUUUCGUUGCUAAAGUCCAAAGAGAACACAUUAGUAGAGUUGGACCAGCAUGAAAUACGACAGUUCCUAUCACGACUUCCAUCAAAGUCGUACGAAUACAACCACAAACAGAGGAAACGUUUGAACAAUAAUGGAAAUGACCCAAGCUCAGUGCGUAGUAGUAAGCCAUCGCUGCCGUCGGAAGAGAAAACCCUUAACACGAUUAUAAUCUCGAAUGAUGCACAGGACAACAAGCAUAAGAUCAAUUUCAUCGAUAGUAUCAUUAAUGAAGCGGGCGAAGAGUGGCGCAAAUGGCUAUGGACCGAAUUUGUUGAUGAUGGGUAA
Molecule: messenger RNA, 2097 nt
Organism: Lodderomyces elongisporus
Lineage: Eukaryota; Fungi; Ascomycota; Pichiomycetes; Serinales; Debaryomycetaceae
Gene: OCA5
Exons: 4
Coding region: 1-2097 (698 amino acids)
Biological process (GO): response to starvation
Cellular component (GO): nucleus
Molecular function (GO): DNA-binding transcription factor activity, RNA polymerase II-specific; cis-regulatory region sequence-specific DNA binding
Source: RefSeq, a predicted model, not a curated record